AUGGAGUUUUUAUCAGUUUGGGAGCAUGCCCGUAUUUACUGGACUCCAGCUGUUUUUUCGGCUAUUUCUUUAUUUGUCUUCGCCUGCACAGCUACUAAAAAGGCCCCAGUCGACAAGAGAAACCUUCAACAUAUAUCUGGAAAAUGUAAAGAACGUCUUUUCUUUGGUAACUUGAUCGUUCUCAUAAUUUCCUUGACCUAUCAAAUUGUUCUCUGGAAAUGGAAGUGGCAUACUGAGAAGUCAUACUUAUACUUCCUAAUUGUCAACCUCAUCAUGACAUCAGUAUACUCCUUUUUCAUGUCUGAUAAUCUGGUCAACGUCGUCUCAAAUUACCAAUACCAACACUUUAUUCCGAUCUUCGCUUAUCUUCCAACAUUGUACAUCUUUCCAUAUACUGCACCAGGGGAUAGCUGGCUUUAUAACUUGCAUCUCAAUUUCAUCAUGGCUGUAACUCUGGUCGAACUGCACACAAUUCUGACGGAUAACUUACGACUUCAUGUUCUACCAGAAAUCGAAACAGAGGAAGAAUUCGAGGAAUUCGUCGAAGAAGACGGCAUCGACUUCCCAGAUGAUUCGGCCAGUGAGACAUCAGAAGACGACUGGGAGAAGUUUGAAGACACCGGUUUCCAGAAACAAAGAAUUCCGUGUAGACAACUCUCAUAA
Molecule: messenger RNA, 663 nt
Organism: Caenorhabditis remanei
Lineage: Eukaryota; Metazoa; Nematoda; Chromadorea; Rhabditida; Rhabditidae
Exons: 3
Coding region: 1-663 (220 amino acids)
Source: RefSeq, a predicted model, not a curated record